CCUUUCAUAUCUUGUUUUAGUAAGACUUUCAUGGAGUCAGGUGUAGCUCAAAAGGCCAUCACCAUGCUGCCUUAUGAUUUGUUACAGAUGAUAUUUCAAAAGCUUGAAAAUACCAUGGAUCGCAAUGCCUUUGGCUUAACUUGCAAAUGUUGGUUUCAGAUUCAAAAUUCAUCACGCAGAUCAUUGAUCUUCCAGUUCUGUUACAACCCCAAAAUCUACCGAACCUAUGCACUGUAUCUGCCAAGACUACUUGUUCGUUUUCCACAUCUCAGCUCAAUCUCUCUAGCCGGUUUCACAGAGUUAUCAGAUUCAGCAUUGACCCUGUUGAGUGAUUCAGGGAAAAACAUCCAGAACCUAUCACUAUAUUGCUGCUUUGGCAUUACUGAUAACGGCAUUUUAAAAGUGUCUUCUGGAUGUACUAACUUGAUAUCUGUCACUCUUUAUCGCUGUAAUAUUUCAGAUGUUGGAUUAGAAUACCUUGCUAAAUCUUGUCAAGCCUUGGAGAACAUGAACCUAUCUUAUUGCAUGCUUAUUUCCGACAGUGGAAUCAAAGCAUUAUCAAAAGGUUGUCCUAAGCUUCAUGUGCUAAUGAUUUCCUACUGCAGAGGAAUAACCGGAACUGGAUUCAAGGGAUGUCCUCCAACUCUAGCUUAUCUGGAAGCCGACUCUUGCUUGCUAACUCCGGAUGGAUUGUUUGAAACUGUGAGUGGUGGCGGUAUUGAAUACCUUAAUGUCUCUAGUCUCAGAAGUUGGCUUGGUGCAGAUGGUUUGGAUCGAAUUGGUUGUGGCCUCGCCACACGGCUGAGGUUUCUCAAUCUCCGCCUCUGUCGCUUUGUAAGUGAUGAUUCAGUAGCAGCAAUAGCCAAGGGUUGCCCAUUACUAGAGGAAUGGAGUCUCGCAGUGUGUCACGAGGUCCGGGUCUCUGGUUGGGAAGCAGUCGCGUCAAAUUGCAAAAACUUGAAGAGUUUGCAUGUGAACCGAUGCCGAAAUCUCUGUGACCGAGGACUGGAGGCCCUGCGCAAUGGAUGCACCCUGCUUCGAGUGUUAUAUAUGCAUGGAUGCCGACGAGUCACGAGCUUAGGUUUGGAGAUGUUUAAGCUGCAGAGACAGGAUGUUGAAGUGAAGAGAGAAGAGUGUAUAUCGAUCGGUCCUUGCAUAGACGAUUUUUUUGCAUAACAAUUAACCGAAGGCAUUAAUAAACAGAACAUCUCUGGUGGUGAAUCUUACUGAUCAAAUUGGCAGCAAUUUAGGAAUCUUCAUUUGAAAUUCUCAGCGACAAAGUCACAACUCAUUGUUACUGUUUCUUUUAAGCAAAAGCAGCAAAUUUUCUUUAGUAAACAACUGAUGGUCUUAUUGUUCUGAAAUCUAAUGAAUGAUUUUAACCUUAACUGUUUUUUUUUC
Messenger RNA from Dioscorea cayenensis subsp. rotundata (Guinea yam), 1401 nucleotides. Its product is annotated as F-box/LRR-repeat protein 12. Gene Ontology annotation, cellular component: SCF ubiquitin ligase complex. Bases 31 to 1176 code for a protein of 381 amino acids. Gene Ontology annotation, molecular function: protein binding. The transcript has a single exon. NCBI's taxonomy places the organism in Eukaryota, Viridiplantae, Streptophyta, Magnoliopsida, Dioscoreales, Dioscoreaceae. The record is from RefSeq and is a predicted model, not a curated record. Gene Ontology annotation, biological process: SCF-dependent proteasomal ubiquitin-dependent protein catabolic process.